Phlebotomus papatasi is the source of this 1812-nucleotide messenger RNA. RefSeq names its product putative transporter svop-1. NCBI's taxonomy places the organism in Eukaryota, Metazoa, Arthropoda, Insecta, Diptera, Psychodidae. Gene Ontology annotation, molecular function: transmembrane transporter activity. The coding region runs from base 189 to 1766 and encodes 525 amino acids. Gene Ontology annotation, biological process: transmembrane transport. The record is from RefSeq and is a predicted model, not a curated record. Gene Ontology annotation, cellular component: membrane. The transcript is spliced from 9 exons.
AGAUAAGAAUAUUCCAUGAGACAAUACCUCAUAAAAAGUUUGUGCUUCAAUCAUCUACUGACUCUGUUGGGGUGGACAUCGAAUUUUAGGUGAAAGUGUUAAUAAGAUUCUGUAAUCCAUGAUGACGUCAAUAGGGAUAUCCGGGAAUACCAUGGAUGACCAACAGAAUGGUAAUUUAACUAAUUUGCAUGAAUAAUAGUCCUCAAAUGGUGACAUUGUUAUGUGAUUUGGGCAACGAGAGCAAGAACUUUGAGGAGGCUAUUUUAGCAACGAAAUUUGGACUCUUCAAUAUCAUCCUCUUGGCAAGUUGUAUGAUUUGGUUUACUGCUUCCCUGAUUGAAACAACAACAUCUGGAGUCAUCUUGCCCAUUGCGCAGUGUGACCUAGACUUAGACCCAAAUCGUAAGGGAUGGCUCACUUCAAUUACCUUCUUCGGAAUGAUAUUUGGGGCUACUAUAUGGGGUAUUAUUGGAGAUAUAUAUGGACGAAAAAUAAUCAUCUCCGGAGGAGUUUUUCUGCUUGGGAUAUUCAAUAUUGUCUAUGGCUUUAGCACCUCAUACUACAUGCUCGUUACUCUAAAAUUCUUUGGUGGAGUUAUUGCCAGUGGUCCAGUAGCUGCCUAUAUGGUUUACGUAUGUGAAUUUCACGGAGUUAAGUAUCGAGUUCGUGUUUUAAUGCUUAUGUCUGCCUUUAUAAGCAUCGGUGCUGUGAAUGUUAUGGUUAUUGCUUUGCUAAUUCUAACAAGACCCAUCAAUUUUACCAUUGGUUCCACCGAAUACCAUUCUUGGCAAGUAUUCUUCUGGGCAUGCAGCAUAAUUGGAUUAUCUGGUGGUUUUAUCUCUCUGUUCUUGCCAGAGAGUCCAAAAUUUCUCAUGUCACUUGGGAGAAAUGAAGAAGCACUUAGAGUUUUUCAGCGUAUUUACAGAAUAAACACGAGAAAGAGCUCAGAUUCAUAUCCCAUAAAAAGUCUAAAGGAUGAAUCCAAAAAUGCUAGCGAAAAUCAACAGAACGUGGUGUAUAUUGCAGAACAUCACGGAAAAGCCGAAAAAUCUCCUACCUCAGUUAUUUGGAAAGCUUUUUCGCAAUUUUUACCACUCUUUAGGCCACCAUACUUGGGAAAGUGCUUACUAGCAGGAGGAAUUGAAUUUUUUCUGCUUCUUGGAGCCAAUACCAUGAGAUUAUGGAUGCCCCAAGUAUUUGCCCUUCUCUCGGACUCAGACUCCAACGAUGGCAUCUGUGAGCAUAUUGUGCAGCCAGAGAUUUCAAAAUUCGAUUUUACCAAUCACACAGAUGACAAUGUUUGCCAAGUGCUCAACGAUAAAAGUAUCUACGUGAACUCGAUAGUCGUCCAAGCUGUUGGUGUCCUGGGCGUCUUCCUGGCAGUCUCUUUGGUCACCACUGUAGGAAAUAAAACCAUUCUCAUUGUGACCAGCAUGGUGGCUUCUGUGGCUACAGUGGCCAUCUACUUUGCCAAAAAUUCUGUGACCAUCGUGAUUCUGUACAGUUUGAGCGUAGGAAUAGCAUUCUCUGGUCAAGCUUCCUUCAACAGCAUCGUUCCAAAUCUCGUACCAACGGCUUUCCGCUUCACCGUAAUCAGUGUCUCGGUAACCCUGGGAAGGCUUGGUUCAAUGCUAGGGAAUCUCAUUUUUCCAAAUCUCAUGCAACUCGGAUGUUGGCAGCCUUUUAUAACAAUAGGCUUGGCUUUCUUUAUACCCGCUGUGUUGUGCUUAUUUCUUCCAAGAACUACGAAACAACCCUUAUCCUAAACCCUAUAAUUUUAAGAUAUUUAAUAAAAUUUUAAAAAUUAAAAAA